GGUGUUUUUGUUUACGCUUGGCGUGGUCGUGCAGGUGUGUGUAACGGACAACCACCGGACACGACGCUUCGCAAUCGAUCGACCCCCACUACACCAUAGUUACCGCGCCCACGACAGAGACAACGCGAACACGGACAGCCUGUAGCUACACACCGUACACCGCGAAAUCAAGACACCGAACGCACCUUGCAAUCUUAGCCCCACCAUCUUUUGUUGUUGAGACGGCCGCCCUCGCGGAGAGUAACGAGCGAUGGCUUUCAACCCUCGCCAGAGCAACAUGUUCCGGUCGUCACAGGGGAACAAUCCCAAGACGCCGGGGUCAAUGGUGAACAAGAAGCAGAAGCAGCAGCAGCAGCAGCUGGAGCACGAUCUAAUUCUCAAAACCAACGACAUCAUCGAGUGUCUCGCCGAGCUCGGCAUCAACUUCACGAUGGACGACCUGAACAAGCCGACGCCGAUGCGAGUGCAGUACCUAUUCGAGCGCUUCGUCAACUCGCUUAUGGGCGUCAGCCGGGAGUCCGUCGAGCCGAUAAUACAGGCGGCGACGGGAGAGCAGGAGUACCCCGAGGCGCAUUACGACUCGGCCAUGGUCACGGCGUUCUACUCGUCGCUGCUGGCGCUGAUGGUCGAGUGCGGCGUCCGCGACUUCUCGUUCAACGACCUGACAAAGCCCGAGACCGAGCGGCUGAAGUUUAUCCUUUCUAACGUGAUUAACUUUUUGAGGUACCGCGGCGGGAAGACAGACCACACCGAAGCGCUGCUGCUGCGCGGAGAACAGACGCGGGAACAGAUCGAGCGCUUGCACGACGAGAACGAGUUGCUCGCCAAGCGGGUGGCCGACAUGAAGGCGCAGCGGAAGCGGGAGGAGCCCGUACUCGACCAGGCCAAGGCGAAGAACAAGCAGCUCACGGAAGAACUCCGGGAACUCGGGCGGAAGCAGAACGUGUUGGCACAUGAGGUCACGAAGGUUAAGGACGAGAAGCAAUUGCUCGUCAAGGCUCUCCAGGACCAGGAGUACCUGAUCCAGGCGAACCGGCAAGAAUGUCAGAAGCUUCAGCCUUACAUUGUUGAUUCACCGGAACAGCUGCAGCUUGUCAUCACAGAUCUCGUCAAGUCGCUCCACCGCGAGAAGGAGGCGGUGGACGCGGCGGAACGACAGCGCCGCGCGCUACAAACGUCGUCGGAUAGUUUCUCGAUUGUCGAGGUGGAUGUUGGGAACUGCAUCAAGCUCAUGGAGGAUUGUCAAAGGGAACUGAUCCGAAUGGAGGAGUGCCAACGCAAGUUGCAACGCUAUCAGGAACAACUUCACAACAAGGAAUCCGAGGUGAAGGAGAUUGAAAGGAACGAAGAGCGUCUGCGAAGAACCCUCGCGAAUGCAGAGGAGAAGCUUACACGGGCCAGGAACCAAGCGGUUGCUCGGCGGGAGGCAACCAAAGAGGACAUGGAGAAGCUGAAGGCAGAGUACCUUGCGCUCUCCGAGGAGCGCUCAGCCACAAACCGACAGAUCGACAAGAUCAAUUCCAAGACCGACAUCAAGCAGAAAGAGGUACGGGAGUGCCUCUCUGAUGUGUACUACUUGUUUAUUCUAACUCGUGUGGUCCCGUCACAGAUGGCAGAGCUCAAGGGCAAGCUGGAGGAAGAGUACUCCUUGGCGAAGGUGGAAUACGACCGACUGCGCGCCCAUAUCGACCUGUACAUGACAAAGCUGGAGCAGAUGAUGCAUACGGCGUCGCAGUGAACGGUUGUACCUUCUUUCGGUGAUGAUAUGGGUUUAAUGUAUGGCCAGCUGGAUUCGCUAUUGUACUUUUCCGGGGAGCAACUCUUUUUUUUUAUUUUUAAUGCGCAAUGAGAUACCUUGCUUUUUGCUUUUAUGU
This is a messenger RNA of Tricharina praecox, 1874 nucleotides long. Its product is annotated as Nuf2 family-domain-containing protein. Gene Ontology annotation, cellular component: Ndc80 complex; kinetochore. The transcript is spliced from 3 exons. NCBI's taxonomy places the organism in Eukaryota, Fungi, Ascomycota, Pezizomycetes, Pezizales, Pyronemataceae. Gene Ontology annotation, biological process: kinetochore organization; attachment of mitotic spindle microtubules to kinetochore; mitotic spindle organization. Gene Ontology annotation, molecular function: protein-containing complex binding. Bases 251 to 1738 code for a protein of 495 amino acids. The record is from RefSeq and is a predicted model, not a curated record.